UUGACCUGUUUUCCUUAUCGGGCCGAUGUUUCUUAAAAUGGAAAUAUUCUAACAAUAUUAUAUUAUUUCUCACUCCACCCCUAUUAACCCACCUACCCCCUACUCCAUAUAAAAAAUAAUUAAAAAUUCAACCCCUACUCUCACCCAACCCCACCUCUUAACCUACCUCCCACUAACUACAUUAAAAUAAUACCCCACUAUCAACUACUACCUAUUAAAUUAAAUAAGUCAAUUCAAGUCCCUUAAACUCUGUGCCGGUCAAAUCGGGUCGAGUAUUUCGGAACGGAGGGAGUAAAUAAUUAAAAAAGUCAUAAAGUUGAUGAAAAAAACAAAAAAAAAAUCACAAAAAAACAAAAAAAAAAACCGUUGUCUGUUUUCCCUCCCUAAUACCUUUCCGGCUUUCCCCCUCCCUUUAUCUCUUCUCCACAUUCCUCUGUUCAAACCAGAAUCCAAUACUUCACUAAAUUCACCACCUUCACACAAAAAAAAAAAAAAAAAAUACAGAGAAAUCACGAUUCAAUCGUUCAAUCCAAUCCAGAUUUAAGUUUCAUCAUUUCAAACAACAAUGUUUCCUGAAUUCAUCACGAUCUUCACCUUAAUCUUCAUCUUCAACCUCCCUUACACGUUCUCUCUCCCCUUCAUCCCCGCCACGAAUAUCACCUUCUUCGGUGAUGCGCACUUAAUCAUCCACCCCGAAACAAACCUCUCUUCCAUAAGCUUAACCCAGCAGAAUCCUUCUUCUUCAGGCAGAGCUUUCUACUUUUACCCACUUCAAUUUCUUGAUCCCGAGACCAAUUCCUCUGUUUCUUUUACUUCCCACUUUUCCUUCAGUAUUACGCCUUCUUCUCCCUCAAAUCCUGGUGAUGGUAUCGCAUUCUUGAUCACCUCUGACUUGGGGUUGUUUAGUUCGAGAUUUACUCAUCUGGGUAUGCCUGAAUUCAGCUUGAACUCUCAAGAAUCGUUUUUCGCGGUCGAAUUCGAUACGAAAUUCGAUCCUUUAACUGGGGAUGUUAAUGAUAAUCAUGUGGGUAUUGAUGUGAAUUCUUACAUUUCUUUGGUUUCGGAUGAUGGGUUAUUGGGUGAAGUUGAUUUGAGUAGCGGAAAGAAGAUUAAUGCUUGGAUUGAGUACAGAAAAUCAGUGAAAAUUGUCAGGGUUUGGGUAAGUUAUUUCCCAAACAAGCCCUUAAACCCUGUAGUUUCUGCUCAGAUUGAUCUUUCUAAGUAUAUGAAGGAGUCAAUGUACGUGGGUUUUUCUGCUUCUAAUAGAGAUGGCUCUGCACUGCAUGUUAUUGAUGGAUGGGAGUUCAAGACUUUCGAGUUUGAUUAUUCGACUGUUGAUAAAGAUUUAGAGGGAGGAGAUUGUAUGAACUGCAUUCCGGGAGAAGGUUCUGAUGGCGACAGCAAGAAAGAUGAUAAGACAGUAGAUAUUGCAUUGACUGUAGUUAUAUCUGCAUUGAGUCUUUUUGCUAUUGUUGUAAUGUUUUAUUUGAUCUGGAUGUCUAGGAAAGAUGUGGAAUCAAAGAGAGAAAAAAGCAGGAGGAUUGAAUUGAAGACAGGGCCAAUAAAAUUACAUCUGUCAGAGAUCGAAUCGGCUACUAAUGGUUUUAGCAAGAGUAAGAUCAUAGGUCAAGGAGCAUCUUCAACAGUUUAUAGAGGAAUUCUUUUCCAUGGACAAGUUGUGGCUGUAAAAAGAUUGAAUGAUGUUGGCAAUGGUAAUAACCUAAUAAAACCAUUUACCAAUGAAUGUACUGGUAUGGCUCGAAAAUUGAAGCAUAAAAACCUGGUUCAACUGUUGGGGUGGUGCUGUGAAAAGAAUGAACUUAUCCUAGUAUAUGAGUUUCUGCCUAAUGGUAACCUUGAUCGGAAUCUGCAUAGAGAUUCAGAUGCUUUUCGUGUACUAACUUGUGAGCAAAGGCUGAACAUUGUGUUGGGUAUAGCUUCUGGCCUCACAUAUUUGCAUGAAGAAUGCAGUAGACAGAUCAUUCAUAGGGAUGUUAAGACUUGUAAUGUGAUGCUUGAUUCAGACUUUAACCCUAAACUUGGUGAUUUCGGAUUGGUUAAGGUAUAUGAUCGAGAUUCUAGAACGAGAAAACCAACAAUUCCAGCAGGAACAAUGGGGUACUUAGCCCCGGAGUAUGUUUACUCAGGUAUUCCUACAAUAAAGUCAGAUGUUUACAGUUUUGGGGUGGUAGUUUUAGAGGUGGUUUCAGGAAGGAGACCAGUGGAGGAGAAAGGAGGGUUUCUGAUUGAUUGGGUGUGGAAUCUAUGGGAAGAAGGAAAAGUGAUUGAGGCCAUUGAUUGGAGGAUGAUGGGGAUGUAUAGUAAGGAAGACAUGGAAAGGAUGCUAAAGGUUGGUUUGUGGUGUGUGCACUCUGAUAAGAAGAAAAGACCUACCAUUAAAAAAGCAGCUAUGAUGCUAAGAGGGGACCUACAGGUGCCUGAUUUACCAGCUAAGAGGCCAGAUUUGAAGCUCAGAAAUGCUGCAGGUGAUGACUUGGAGUUGGAGGACUGUCCCUGGGCUACUCCUAAAACUCAUUUCAGUGAGCAUUGAUUAAGGUCUCAAGCCAUGAAUUCAGUGGUUUGUUAUAUCUUAAUUGUGUCAAAUUGUCAAUAUUUUACAAGUUUCUCAGUCAAUUCUAGUGUUCGUACUUGGUAUAUGUCAAGGAAAUAGGGAAUAAAUAAAUGACUCAAUUCUAGUCUUCA
This is a messenger RNA of Spinacia oleracea (spinach), 2703 nucleotides long. Its product is annotated as L-type lectin-domain containing receptor kinase S.6. The record is from RefSeq and is a predicted model, not a curated record. Gene Ontology annotation, biological process: protein phosphorylation. Bases 566 to 2551 code for a protein of 661 amino acids. Gene Ontology annotation, molecular function: ATP binding; protein kinase activity; carbohydrate binding. The transcript has a single exon. NCBI's taxonomy places the organism in Eukaryota, Viridiplantae, Streptophyta, Magnoliopsida, Caryophyllales, Amaranthaceae.